Anarrhichthys ocellatus (wolf-eel) is the source of this 2920-nucleotide messenger RNA. It is a transcript of the gene abi1a, whose product is annotated as abl-interactor 1a. The record is from RefSeq and is a predicted model, not a curated record. Gene Ontology annotation, molecular function: SH3 domain binding; signaling adaptor activity. Gene Ontology annotation, cellular component: lamellipodium; SCAR complex; actin-based cell projection. The coding region runs from base 110 to 1483 and encodes 457 amino acids. Gene Ontology annotation, biological process: neuron migration. The transcript has 10 exons. NCBI's taxonomy places the organism in Eukaryota, Metazoa, Chordata, Actinopteri, Perciformes, Anarhichadidae.
UUUUUUGAAGCAGAGCUGAGCUGGUUGCCGUUUCAAUCACAGGGAAGGCAGCGAGAGAGAGAGAGAGAGAGAGAGAGAAGGGAGGCUCUGCAGGAGGGAUGUAAGAAAGAUGGCAGAGCUACAAAUGUUGUUAGAGGAAGAGAUUCCUGCCGGUAAAAGAGCGCUCGUGGAGAGUUACCAAAACCUCACCAGAGUAGCAGACUACUGCGAAAACAACUAUGUGCAGGCCCAGGACAAGAGGAAAGCUCUGGAGGAGACCAAAGCCUAUACCACCCAGUCCCUGGCCAGCGUGGCCUACCAGAUCAAUGCCUUAGCCAACAAUGUGCUGCAGCUGCUGGACAUCCAGGCCUCGCAGCUGCGGCGCAUGGAGUCCUCCAUCAACCACAUCUCCCAGACGGUGGACAUCCACAAAGAGAAGGUGGCCCGGCGGGAGAUCGGGAUCCUGACCACCAACAAGAACACCGCGAGGACCCAUAAGAUCAUAGCGCCGGCUAACAUGGAGCGGCCUGUCAGGUACAUCAGGAAGCCCGUUGACUACAACGUACUGGACGACGUCGGCCACGGCGUUAAGUGGCUAAAAGCCAAGCAACAUGGAAACAAUCAGUCAGUCAGAGGAGGAACACUAUCGAGGACAAAUCCGCCGACGCAGAAGCCGCCGAGCCCUCCCAUGUCAGGGCGCGGCACGCUCGGACGCAACACGUCCUACAAGACCCUGGAGCCGGUGAAGCCGCCCACGGUGCCCAACGACUACAUGACCAGCCCCGCCCGACUUGGCGCCCAGCACGGCCAGCAGAGCCCCGGACGCACGGCGUCGCUCAACCAGAGGCAACGCACACACAGUGGAAGCAGCGGGGGUAGCAGCAGCAGAGAGAACAGCGGCGGCAGCAGCAUUGGCAUUCCCAUCGCUGUGCCUACGCCCUCCAUCCCCAACUCUGGACCAGUGGUGGCCCCUGGGCCUGGUCUGGGCCCCGCUCCAAUGUCCCAGUUUGGAACCAUCUCGCGGCAGAUUUCGCGGCACAACCCCUCCAACUCCUCUGUCUCUAUGGUUUCGGCCACGGGCACCUACCGCCGGGCGCCGUCGGUCACUUCCCAGUUCUCCUUGCAGCAGCAGCAACAGCUACAGCAGCAACAGCUACAGCAGCAGCAGCAGCAGCAACAGCAGCAGCCUCAUAUUAAUGGAGGCACUCCUGGCUAUGGCCAGAACUCAAUGUCUGUCGCUCCUCCUCCUCCCCCCAUGCCCCAGCUGACUCCACAGAUACCUCUGACUGGCUUUGUGGCCAGGAUGCAGGAGAGCAGUAAGUCUUCAGUGGUGGCCAUCUACGACUACAACAGGGACAAGGACGACGAGCUGAGCUUCAUGGAGGGGGCGAUCAUCUACGUCAUCAAGAAGAACGACGACGGUUGGUUCGAGGGCGUGUCCGGCGGCGUCACCGGGCUGUUCCCUGGCAACUACGUGGAGUCCAUCAUGCACUACGUGGACUGAGGAGUAAACAGUAAAGUCUAUUUAUUCAGUCGUAUCGUAAUCCACUGAGACUGACCGCCGACAUUCUUGACUCCUGAGAUAGAUGUAACUGUAUGAUCCCCUCCCCCCCUCCUUUUUUUUGAUAUGACAAUGUUCUUUCCCUUACCGAUUGCAAAUAAAAUGAAAAGUAAUAUCUAUUUAGUUUAUUUUUUGGUGUUAUAUGGGCGGGUUGGGGGAGGGGGACUUUUAUGGAAUAUGUACAAAACAAAACAUUUCUAAAGAAUUGGACUGCACGCGUUGAACUCAUAAGACGAUGGUCACACAGCUGAAGGAUGUACGACAUCAUCUUGCCUGGACCAAAAAAAAAAAAAAAAGAUUAGCGAGUCCAAGUCCCUUUAUUUUUUUUUUGAACAAGAACAUGAGGUUUGAUGGAACAAAUAAAACGUAAACACCUUCAGUUGAAGUGUUUCUACUGUCCGUUGUACAUAACGAGAGCUGCAACCGCUCGGGGUUUCUGUAAUGUGAAUUCAGUGAAUGUCGAUUAUAUGAUUAGAAGUGGCGCCGCCCUCAUUCGUUAAAUAGGAUGGCCUGUCAAUAAUUCACCAAUUAAAAGUACUGUAUAUGGUAUUUCAAAGAAAACAAUUAAUCCUGAAAAUCAGUCUUGGUGUUAAAGCAUGCAAAAUUUUAAGAGAUAUAAUGUAAUCUAAAGUUUAUCCCCAUUAUGCUUCCAUUAUGUUGUAAAUGUAUUCAGCUUUUAUUUUUAUUACACUGUUGAAAUCACUGAACUUUUUUAGACUCUGAAGUAAAUUCUCAAGCCUCCCCCACAUGGUCUCGCACGUCCUAAAUGCCACUUUGCAUUUGGACUUUAAAAUCUUAAAAAAUUGAAACUGAAUUUACUUUUUCAUCCGUUUGAGGCAAGAGAUCACAUUUCAUUUUAAAAGAUUGUCACAUCACUGUUAUUUUAUACUAAUCCACAUCAAAUCCGUGGGAUCCAUCAGUGACUGUGCUUCUGAUAGAUAGCGUGCCCGACACUGCCAUGUGACAAUUCAGAUGUAACGUAGACCAAUAAACUAAUACCUCCGCAGCCUUCACACAGACCUGCUCCGGGUUCAAAGGACCACGUUGAAUGCUCUGAACAUGAGAUCCUCCGAGGUGUACAUAUUUUAAAAUCAACAUCAGCUGUCACUCAGGUCUAGAACUCAUCGUUCCUGUCAGCCCUCGAACGCGCCAUCUAACAUGACAACUUUUAUUUUUUACCAUUUCAGGAUACUGCAGCUUAUGCCUUGAUAUUUUGCCCGCUUGCUUGCUUUAGAAAUUUCAAAUUAAAUGAAAAACAGUUUCCGGCUCAAGUUCGUGGGUCGAAAUAUUGAAAUCUGUCUGCCCUUCAUUUGUACAUAUAAUAUGUUGAUUGAAAAAGUAAUGUACAGUCUUUUAUAAUAAACAAUUCUAUGUACAACA